AUGGACAAUUCUGACAUACCAGGGUCCACCAUUUCUGGUGAUCUUCCAAUCCGCUCUGCCCCUCGAACUCACGGAGAAAACCCGGAGAAGGAGUUAGAUGAGACUCAGACCCAAGUCAAAAAUACUCAGCAUAAAAAUGCAAUGAAUGAGCCACUAAAUCUCAUGCCCAAGCCCACGGAAACGACACUCAAACUUGACGAAGCGGUUGCUGCGGUUAUUGGCCCCCAGCUUGUGGCUCAGAUGCAAAAGAAGAAGAAGAGGAAUCGGGGCCCCAAAGGCAAGCGGGGAGUGGGCAAGCCAACUGGAUUUGAGGAAUGGAGUGCCGAUGGACCGUUGACACCUGAUGAGUAUCAGGAGGAUCGUGGGCUUUACGAUUCUCGUCGAUCUUUCGUGGAUCGGCUUGAGGAAGCCUUUAUGCGAUUCGAGAGAAAGCGCCGAAUUGAGCCUGCUCGAGGCAAUAUCUUCCACAAGUACCUGCAGUAUGGAGGCAUCAGCGUCGGCCCCAACUUCGGAGGUGGUGUCAGUCCCCAGGACAUGAAAAUGAUGACUGGGGAUGAGAUUAUGCAUGCUCGUACCCAGACCCUGAUCGAGAAGGAACGAGAAGGCCUGCAUAUCAGUUUCGACAAAGUGGUUCGGGGCUUCUUUGGCACUUACUACCUAAGAUACUUCAAUCCAGAAGGUAUUGAGGAUAUCGAACUCGCCACGAGUACCAUUCGGAACUUCCUCACAUUCUUGCUUUUUCACGACGUUUGUCCAGAAUACAAGGAUGACGUUCUCCAGGCACGCAAGAUAUGCACCAUUGCAAAUAUGGAGCUAUGGAAGAAUCUGCAAUUAAUACGCAAAGGCCCCAGUGGAUUCAACAAGGCGUGCUCUGUGCUCUUCGCUGGACACUCGCUUGAAAAAGAGAACGAGAAGCCUAGUAUCUGGGACGAGAUUGAUGAUCCUUCCAUGACCACUGAAAAGGCCCAAGAAAUCAUCAAGUACUGCAUUGCUGGUGCCGGCUCCCACGACGUUGCUUCUAGCUUUAUGCAGCAUGUCGCUACCAAGAAUGUGUUAGUGGAGAGCGUCGAAGACAUCGAUGGCUUUGAGGUACUUUGCGUUGCUGAGCCAGGUGACGAUGUCCUCGCAUUCUAUCAGGAAUUCGCGGCCCAUCUGACCCCCGUUGGAACCGUCAAAGCCAAGUCUUUCCGUGACCCUGGCAAGCCCCAGACUGAUUUAAGCCCCGAGGAACGCUGGGACUGGGACCACGGCAAGGCGCCUAGCUAUGACUUUGUUUUCUUCAUUGAAAAGGACCACCUCAAGCUUUUCUAUCCUGGUUUGAGGGUGGUGGCCCCUGUUUGGAAGAUGAACUGCGGGACGUACUAUUUUGACCAGGUCUACUCGACCUUCCCAAGCUUUAACGCCAUCAUUGCAAAUGACAUGAUGCUGGGCUGGAAGAAACCACGGGAUUUGACAAAUGGUGGUCAGAGGCCCAAGGGACAACAAGGUGAAAUCAACAAGGGCAUAGAUGAUGCCGUAAAGAUGGCACUUGAGUUUACUGGCCAGAAAAAGGAUGAAGGCAAAUGCUCCAAGAUUAAUGAGGAUGUGUCAGACGGCGAAUAUGACACAGCGGAGACCUCAUAG
This is a messenger RNA of Penicillium pulvis, 1623 nucleotides long. RefSeq lists its product as uncharacterized. The record is from RefSeq and is a predicted model, not a curated record. The transcript is spliced from 5 exons. Bases 1 to 1623 code for a protein of 540 amino acids. Gene Ontology annotation, cellular component: ARC complex. Gene Ontology annotation, biological process: regulatory ncRNA-mediated gene silencing. Lineage: Eukaryota; Fungi; Ascomycota; Eurotiomycetes; Eurotiales; Aspergillaceae.